UCCGUGAAGUUCAAAGGUCCAGACGCCUGUAGGUGUUUAUAAACGUUCAACAGACAACAUCUGUGUUUAAUCCGGCAGAGAGAAGAGCCACUGAUUUAUACUCAUUUUUACCAUUUACAAGCACAAUGGCGCAAGGGGAAGUACACAAUGUAACUGUUUCUCAGGGAGUUCGUAUGCUGUUCAGUCUAAUGACUCCUAAUGAAUCAUCAUUCGCCACUGUACAAGAGGUGCCGACAUAUGUUAAUCAGGCCACACCGUAUUUCAUUGGUUUGAUAAUAUUGGAGAUUGUGUUGGGAUGGUUAAAGACAGAUGGCCCUCGCAUCAAGAUCAACGAUUUCAUCACAUCUUUGUCCGCAGGGAUGAUGUCUCGUCUGCCUCAGCUCAUGAUAAGAAGUUUGGAGGUGUCAGCUUAUAUUUAUGUCUGGAACAACUUCCGUUUAUUGGAGCUUCCCUGGGAUUCAGCUUGGACGUGGUGGCUUGCGUUUCUUGGUGUGGACAUGGGAUACUACUGGUUCCAUCGAUUCGUCCAUGAGUUAAACUUCCUGUGGGCUGCUCAUCAGGUUCACCACAGUUCUGAAUACUACAAUCUGUCGACAGCACUACGCCAAUCUGUCACUCAGCAGUUUUCCUCAUGGCUGUUUUACCUUCCGUUGGCGCUGAUGGUCCCUCCGUCGGUGUUUGCAGUGCACAUACAGUUUAACCUGCUGUAUCAGUUCUGGAUUCAUACUGAGCUGGUCAAAGAUCUUGGACCUCUGGAGUGGAUCCUAAAUACUCCCAGCCACCAUAGAGUUCAUCAUGGGCGAAAUCCGUAUUGCAUAGAUAAGAAUUAUGCAGGAAUUCUGAUCAUAUGGGACAGGAUGUUUGGUACUUUCACUCCUGAAAGUGAUAAAGUUGUCUAUGGUCUCACACACCCAAUCAACACAUUUGAAGUCUGGUCUGUCGAGUUCCUUUAUUACCCGUACCUGUGGCAGAGGUUCUGGGAGGCUGAAGGCAUUUCAAAUAAGCUGUCCGUCAUUUUUAAAGGGCCAGGCUGGACUCCUGGAAAGCCAAGACUGGGAGACAUUGCUGAUAUACCCCAGAUUACAGGAGAGGAAAAGCCUUACGAUCCAGCAUGGUCCUUUUCGAUGCAAGCCUAUGUGUUCAUACAGUUCAUACUUCUAUUGGAUGUAUAUAACAACUUGUUAAUGGAUCAAACGAUGCUUUCUGAGAUGACUGUACUUCUCAUGACUGCCUACGUAUUACUUUCUCUAACCUGUCUGGGAUUCUUGAUAGAUCAAAGGGCUAAUGCAGUUGAAUUGGAGAUGAUGAGAUGCGUUUUGAUAAUGGUUCUUCAUCGGUUUGGUUACAUUAAACCUCUGGUGCCUCUUUUGGCUUUUCCAACUGAGGCCUUUGUCUUAAUCUCUGCAGUCUACUGGAGUCUACAGUGUGUGAACCAGCUAACUAACAGGAUGAAGAAACAAAACUAGAUAAGACACCAACUGACAACAAAUAACCUCACAUUGACACAUUACACAGUUUUAUGAAUCCGUCUUCUUACAAACUUGAGACUGAUUUUGGUUUGGCAUUGAAAAGAUGCUAUUUUAAAAUGGUCUGAAUGAAGAUAUUAACACACUAAAGACAUGUAUUGUAAAGACAAUAUGGUUCUAACCAGCUUAAAAUGAACUUUUAACACGUAAGCACAUAUAAUGCUUGCAGUAAAUUAAACACAGAAGGUACCAACU
This is a messenger RNA of Rhinichthys klamathensis goyatoka, 1721 nucleotides long. RefSeq names its product alkylglycerol monooxygenase (gene agmo). Gene Ontology annotation, molecular function: iron ion binding; oxidoreductase activity. Gene Ontology annotation, biological process: lipid biosynthetic process. Bases 126 to 1466 code for a protein of 446 amino acids. NCBI's taxonomy places the organism in Eukaryota, Metazoa, Chordata, Actinopteri, Cypriniformes, Leuciscidae. The record is from RefSeq and is a predicted model, not a curated record. The transcript is spliced from 13 exons. Gene Ontology annotation, cellular component: endoplasmic reticulum.